CAGGACAGGGCUAGGUUUCAUUUGUUUGUUUUUUCUCCGUGGAGAUUGACGGUUCAUUCGUUCUAGUCUGUGCGUUGUUGCUAUUGAUUUGCCAUUGCCAUCACUAGUUUUUAGCGCGUUCUACUUUUUGCUUAAAAUUUUAGUUUUACAACAUUUUCAUUUACACGCUGGCGUAAAUAACGCAAAGACAAAAUGUCCAAUAAACGUCCGCGUUCGGAAGACGAGAGCAUAAACAGCCUGGCCGAACUCAUUCUUGACCGGAACUACCGCGUUCUCUCGAUCGGUGGUGGAAAUCUUUCGUACGAGGCGGAUCUUGGGCUUUCGCGUGCGGAGAAGGUGCUCGACGACAAGCCGCCAGCCCCAGCAGGUACCGUGAACUCGGUGCUGCCAACCGUUCCACGAUGGCUCGACGCGACAGUCUUGCAGACAAAGGAAGAGUUUUUGAAACGCUUCAACCCCCGGGAGAACGGCGCUUGCCACAUGGAAACAAUCCACCUCAGUGGACAAAGAGUCCUUUUCGGGGUCGAUGGCCUGUCGGGUUUGAAGGAAAAUCUUAAAAUGCAGCCAGGCUCUCUGGUAGCGGAAACCCGGAAGAGGGGACGGAACGGGCCCUACGACCUGAUAAUGCUGAACAACUUGUAUCCUCCUGAAUUUUCGCCUGGUGAUGAUCCAAAAAAAUGGGCCACCAAAAGAUUUCCCGACUUUUUUGCCGAAGCAACAGAUUUGCUGACUCACAAAGGAAUGAUUGCGAUAUCGCUAGAGGAGACGCACUUUCACAGCGCGAAUUUGAAAGCGAUAGCCAAGAAGUUCGAUUUUCACCUUGUGGCGCAUUUCCCGUUAAAGCGUGCCGGAUUGUAUCAAGAAAGCUUCGGCGAUGUGCGGGCGACAACGAAGUCUGCGGAUUUUCUGACAGUGAACAAUGUGGUCAGCUACGUCUUCCAGUCGGAUGCUGGGUCCAGAGUAUUGGCUCAGUGGCUGGACUUGAAUCCAAGCACGAAGCGCAGGCGGCUCGACUGGGCAACGGCAGUGGAUCAUACAUAUUUGAAAACAGGAGCGUGGAGUUCGAGCGGUCUUCGAGUGCUAGUCGACCUGUACACGAAACUUCAGCAACCCGACUCGAUUCGUAAAAAAGUUCUGCAAGAAUUUCGAGACGCAUACCUCGUUCGGCAGAGGCAGUACGAAUAUCUUGACGUGCUCAGACUUUCACAGGAUGAAUGUCAAAAAAUCUUCGAAGUGCUUGUCAAUGACGAUUCAUGGUUUUAUCAGUGGGACGCAAAUUCCGGCGGCCGACGCGGAUUCCCAGUUACUUUGAAUGCAAGAAGAUCGGCUUUCCAGUUCGAAGUCGCUCGAUUAGAGAGAAGAAACGAAAGGGUUGGAAGGCAAAGUUGGUGCGGCCGGCGAAGACAGUGGAAUAACGCCGUUCAAACAGAGAACAUCAUCUACGCAAAAACAGAGGAGUUUGGUUUGUGGUUUCGUGGUAAGGAAUCGAGCUCGGUUGACGGACUCGUGGGUAACGACUUCAAACUUGUGUCCACGGCCGACGUUCCAGCCGAAUUCCGCCGACGGAUCCGGCGAUAAUCGCAUGGGAGCUGCUUGAUCUUCGAGAUCGAAAGCGGUAAGAGUGAGAAAGCUAAGCUACAGGGAACUUAUACUGGAAAGAGUUGGCAAGGAAUUUGACAGGAAAGCACCACGCAAACAGCAGGGAGCCACAAUUCAUUGGAAAUGGCAAAGACUCUACUUCUUCAAAGGACAGUGGCGCUGAUGUUGCUGAAACGCAAAAGAGGAAAAAGUAAAACUCUGAAACAGAAAAUGGCGACGCAUCAAGUAGAAAGGGAAAGGGCAAGGAGUACAGAAGUGGCAUAGGAGGGAAAACAGGAAGGGAGAAGAAGAAGCAACUUGGUCCCACAAAAAUACCAAAACGCAUGGAAAACGCCCAAUUCUAGAACGAACAAGCUUCCCAUACGAUUUUAAGCUGGAACAUAUGCCACAGUGCGACUCAUUCGACCGGUAGAACAGUGUUUUAUUCCGCUUCGUUUCGCAACUCUUUCAGUGUCUAUUCGUCUGCGCGAAGUCUCUGACCGGCUUCGGAAACCCGGACGUAAUCAUGAUCGUG
Molecule: messenger RNA, 2113 nt
Organism: Amoebophrya sp. A120
Lineage: Eukaryota; Dinophyceae; Syndiniales; Amoebophryaceae
Source: the annotation of a GenBank genome assembly